CGGAAGCAAAACAAAGAAGGCGAAGAAGAAGUAAACAAACUUUCGAUUUUCUUAACGUUUGUGGGUGAUUCAGAGAAAUGGGCUUCAAGGGCAAAUAUCCGCAGAUGGUUCGCGACACGGGCUUCAAGUUGAGGCAGUAUCGCGAUGGUCCACUGGAUUGGAGGCUAAUGGGAUCUUAUGAAACGGAAAGGAUUCUCAGGGAGCAAAACUUCGAGCUGGUGGACAAGGCGUUGUCGCAUCUUUCGGAGGCUCCACUGGGCACCGUGCUGGAAACUCACAUCCUGGACAGCGGCAUUGCCAAGUACUUUGUGAUGUCCCAGUAUGCCAUUCAGUACCUCAUCUGUUGUCGCACCUACCUGGAUGAAUGUGUCACAGACUUGAAGGAGGCUCAUUCGACGGCCCAGCAGGAGAUAGCCACACUCCGGAAAUCCCUCAGUGAAUCCAACAACGAGGUGGUCCAGCUGCACAAGAGGAUCACCCAGAUCGAGGCCAUUCGCGAGGUGGUCUACCCAUGUCACCUGUGCACCAAGAACUUUAUCAGCAACGAGGCCUUGAAUGUGCACAUUGGGCGGAAGCAUCGCGUGGCCACGCCCCCCAGUCUGACUUCGGGCACGGGAAACAAGGAUAAGGAUAGGGACAAGGACACAGAUGUUCAUCUGAUCAACACCAUCAAAAUGGAGCUGGAAAUUAAGCAGUUGAAGGAGCGUCUGAAUGCUGCGGAGAGGAAUAUCAAGGAAAGGAGCACCACGGGUUCGAAGAGGGUGAGUCCUCGGUGCCAGGAGCAGCGUUCGGUGGGCAUACAGAGCAAUCUGGCGGAGCCCAAGGAAAAGGACGAGGACAGCGGAGAGGCGCGGCAGAGCGAGGCCAGCGAACGGAAGGAGCAGCUCACAGGAUUGGCCGAGCGACUGAGCAACUUUGAGGAGUGGCAAAUGCAGCUAAAGCAAAGCAACGAGCAGUUUAUACAGGACAUUAACAAAAGGCUGGAGGGUCUGAGCCACGCCCUCGAGCAGAGCAAACAAAUAUCCUCCACCACGCCUCCCCUCGAAGAUCGUGUGGCCACGCCCUGUCUGGAGGAUUUGGAGCGGAUACUCACCGAAAAAGUGGCAGAGAUUGGCAAGAUGAGUGCCCACAAGCUGGAAGAGGUGGUCUAUCACCUGGAAGAGGGCUACAAGGAGAAACUGGAGGCCCUGGAGCGAGAGCUCAAGCAGUUGAGUGUCCGCAAGGAGCAGCCUGAUCCUGUCCAGGCAUCCUUACCAGCUGCAUCAAAAAUACCCAAACCAGUAGUAGCGGCCCGCAAAGAGGAAACCAAUAUAGAUCGCAUCCGAAAACAAGUGGAGAAGGAGUUUUUAACACAGAAAAGGGAUGAUGACACCUACUCCAUUGAGGAGGCUCCGCGGAAGAGCCCCGAGAAGCCCAUAUCCCAACGGCUAGUCACCCAAGUUCAAGUUCAAGUGCUGGAAAAGGAACCGCCAAGUGCCGGAAGUUCUGGCAGCAAUCCAACCUAUACGAAAUCCCCGAGGAAACUUGAGUCCAGCAAACCGGAAACGAGGGAAACCACAGACAUUAGCGAGAGUCUGAGCCAGGAGGAGGAAGUGGAGAAUAACGAAGAGCAGAGCCUGACAGAGGAGGAGGACACUGAGGUCUCCACCUCCGAAUCGGAGGCACCCAGGGAAGACCCAAAGCCAAAAGUAACCAAGCCUCCUGUGAAGGCUAUCAAAAGCCCCCAGAAACCUUUUACCCGCAAAGAUGCCCGAAAGUUGGUCAAUCGUAAGUUGUUGCCCCACGGUUUCGAUAUGAAGUCGAAGGGUAUUUCCCAUACCUCUCUAAAAAGAGUCAACUCUGAGCUGGCCGAGCACCGCAACAAACUGAAAUUGCAAUAUCCCCAUUUCUAUGCCACUCGAAAUCGCAUCCGCAAAUUCGUAGAAAAACUCUGCUCCGCCAAGUUCUCAGAACGCGCUGAAGUUCUGCUCAAGCACAAGAGCCCGUUGAAACCUAUGGAGGUGCCUAAAAAAAGAAUCCAAAGGUCAGUCACCUCGGAAAAGUCGGAGGAGGAUGUAGCCAGUUCCCAGAACGAAGAUCAGGAUGGAGAGCAAUCGGAGAGUAGCGAGCAGCAGUCUCGUAGUUCCAGUCCUCGACGGCCUCUCAGUAGAGAUUUCAAGGCCCGGCUGGAGGAGAUUCUGGUCAAGCCAGCGGCCACCGUUCGAGGAGCUUCCAAGUCGGCCUUGAGCACCAGGCCCGUUCCGCUGCCCAGGAAACGGGUCAUGUUUAAUACAAUGGACAGCGGGAGAAGCUUCAAUGACAGCGAUGAUAAUUUUAAAUGA
Messenger RNA from Drosophila takahashii, 2321 nucleotides. RefSeq names its product DAZ interacting zinc finger protein 1 (gene DZIP1). Gene Ontology annotation, biological process: cilium assembly. Lineage: Eukaryota; Metazoa; Arthropoda; Insecta; Diptera; Drosophilidae. Gene Ontology annotation, cellular component: ciliary basal body; cytoplasm. The record is from RefSeq and is a predicted model, not a curated record.